CCCUGAAGACAUUCAGUUAUUUAAGCGGACAAACGGGAGGAUCCAUCACCAUCCCGUGUUUCUAUCGUCAGGAGCAUAAAAACCAUGUGAAAUCCUGGUGUAAAUCAGGAAAUAGCCCCCCCUGCACAUCAGCAACUAAGGCGACACAAACCAAGGGGACCAUUGCUGAUGAUCCCGAUAACUUAGUCUUCCUAGUUACCAUGACCAACCUGCAGCAGUCGGAUUGGGGACAUUAUUGGUGUUCUGUGGCUGAAGGAAGAACUAAGGAAACGUCUGUCAGUCUGUUCUUCCUGGUUACUCCAAAGUUUCAGAGUCUGAGGACUGAGAGCUGGGUUUCUGCACCAAGAGGAGGAUCUGUCACCAUCCCAUGUUACUAUGACCAAAAUAAUGCAACUUCUUACUUGUGUAGAGGAUAUGAAUGGGAUUCCUGCUCCAGAAUAGCACAGUCAGAUGGGGAACAGAGUAGAGGGACAGUGUCAGUCUCUGAUGACCGUGACCAAAUGGUGUUUAAUGUGACCAUAAGGGACCUGCAGGAGGAGGACUUUGACUAUUACUGGUGUGCUGUGGAGGCGUCUGCAGCACAAAGCUAUCGUUCCGUUAUGCCCCUGAUAGUCCGGGAAGAAAUUCAUGUCCCGCCUACACCACAGACAGAAUGGAACCAUCGUACGGCACUGAGAAAAACAGUUUCUUUUUUUCCUCAGUCAUCAGAAAAGAACUCUACAAAUUCCAAUGAAAGUAAGGGGCAGAAACUGAAAAUUGUGGAUUUCAUCAUCUACUCAACCCUCAUCAUUGUAAUUGUGGUGAGAAUAUGGACCUGCUGCAGUAAGUAGCUGAAUCGUGGCCUUUUUUCUCAGACUAAAUGCGAAUGAGGAAACCAAUCAUGUUGAGACUGGAAUAUAUGUCAUGGUCAGUCAUGCUGUUUUGAUUGUGAUUUGAGUAACUAUGAUGUCAUCAGUAGAGAUUAUUUCCAAAUAUUUUUAAACAGGCUGUGUGUCAGGAAGAAAGACAGACGAGUUGAAGAUAGAGGCUCUACAGAGUUUAUUCAUGAAACAAAGAGAUAAACAAACAAUACUGGCAUCAGAAAACAAAUGAAUCAUAUUAAAUUAUCGGUUAAACUAAGUUCACUUUUUCAACACACUGUUAAUAAAUGUGUUAUUUACUGUUAUGAUUCUCACACUGUCCAGUUUCACUAUAGUAAUAUUUAAUCCACACACGCUAUAGUAACUGACCAUGGUUUGGGUCACAUUACACACUGUCUGUUCCCCAUUAGCAGUUACCCAGUGCAGG
Molecule: messenger RNA, 1287 nt
Organism: Paramormyrops kingsleyae
Lineage: Eukaryota; Metazoa; Chordata; Actinopteri; Osteoglossiformes; Mormyridae
Source: RefSeq, a predicted model, not a curated record